Phytophthora sojae is the source of this 1776-nucleotide messenger RNA. RefSeq lists its product as hypothetical. The record is from RefSeq and is a predicted model, not a curated record. The transcript has a single exon. Lineage: Eukaryota; Oomycota; Peronosporomycetes; Peronosporales; Peronosporaceae. Bases 1 to 1776 code for a protein of 591 amino acids.
AUGAUCCACCCAGCGCCUGCCGACAUCCCUGAAGUGCUUCAUAGAACUCCUCUGUCGGCUUCACCUAUCGGGUAUUCUAGAGUUCGAAUCUGGAGCUUAAAACUUCAUCACGUUUGGAGGGCAGCCAACAUCAGCAACCGUGGAGCGCAGUACUCUGUCGAACGUCUGCUUGCUCUGGAUGAGUACACUCGAAACACAUCGCUCUCACGAGUUGUAUUCGUGAUUCUCGGAUCGUUCCUGCCUGCGGAGAUACUAAUCAUCUGCCAGGAAGCCGUGCCUCUCCAAGAUCCGGCACUGGGAUGGAGAGCGAAUUACGGCUUCUGGGUCCGUCUACCAAUUGUGAUCGCAGCCGUGCUGCACACCGUCCUGGUUCAAGGAAGAUAUUUCCUCAAGAGUUUCGUAAUAUCUCGGCGUCAAUUGAUCCUGCUGAUUUCAAUGUCCGUGACGGGGCAGAUGCUUGUCGCCAUGAUUUUUGCUGCAAACCUCUGGUUCCCGAUCCCGUUCAUUGUCAUCACCUUGGUCCCUGGUUUCUACAUUUUAUCAACGGGGUCCACUUGUUUAGUGGCAGGAAUGCCCAUAAUUCGCAAGGUUCUGAAAAACAAGGAGCGCCUUGCGCGAUUUGGCUGCUUUAUAGCUGCUCAACAACUCAUGGCACUUGUCUACCCAGCUUACCAAGUAUUAUUCCACGCCACCCACGAUACGCGCUAUGGGCUUUUGGUAAUUCUUCUUCUCCCCAUCAUUAAAAUUGUUAUGAAGAAUAUCGCGUUGCGAUGCGUGGCCCACAUGGAGGAUAUGAUGCCAGAAGCGGUCAUUUUCACCGUUGAUUUCUUCAACGCACUGUACAUGGCAACCUGUAUGAAAAGCACGACGUCGACGUCCACCGUCGUAAUUAUCGUGCUGGUGGAUAUUGCUCAAUCCGCUACGGUACUAUUUGGCUUGAGCCGACGAACUGCGUCAUUUUUGAGACGGGUGAACGAGGCCUCAGCAGCGUUGGGCAUGGCAGAUAAUUUACUUGAAGCUGCCACUCAACUUUGUAGAAGCGCAGAUACUUUUGGGGAGCAAAAUUGCCAGCGAAUACGGCUCUGUAUUCGAAUUCAAUCCUGCAUUUCGCACUGCGUCUCGGCAGACGUUCGCGAAUUGCUUCAACGGCUGCAGAUGACCGCUCGUACUGGAUCACACCACGUAAACAGGCACCGCUCUGCCCCUGUUAACCGAAUCGAACUAAUCCAAUGGCGUCGCAUUCAUAAAGUUGCCACCUGGACUCAGCAUCAUGACCGGAACAUUAUUUUUCCGGCCCAGAUAAUUAAUCCUAGGGGAUCAGAUAAGCCAGACUACUCUCCGAAACAGCGCGACUGCACGGUAACACACCCGCAUAUUUUACGUGAAGCACUGGAGGUGUUAUUUACAACAGAGUGCCUUCUCCUCAGCGCAUUCCUUGAUGCAUUUGUACCCCUGUUUUACGGGAUCUUCAUGGUCGUAAUGAUUCAUCUUCAGAGCGCUGAGUACCAUUUCGAGCUGGUCGGCGUCACGACUGAAACGAUUGGCGACGUGGUUGACUCCAUCUUUGUCUUCUCGAUCGUGGAAUUGAUCUCAUUUGGACUCCUGGUUGCAGUGAUAUACCGAAAUCUACGGAUCAACGCGUUGUAUCACUUGGCGUUUGUUCUUGAAACCCAGUCGGAGCUAAUUCAGAGCAAGUUGCUGGCUUGGGUUACGAUGACGCUGGCAUUCCGUGUGGUGCACUUUGGUACGCCAGCUUUUUUUUGCUUUGUUUGCUAA